AUGGAAGGUGACCGACGAAGACGCCGAAAGGGAAGAUGGAAUGACUCAACAUUAAAUAACCCCUUGGAAGGGAGUAAGACUGCUUGGCCCGUAGCUCACAAAGAAUCAAUCUUCCUGCCUGAAUUCCCCAUCAAUACUGAUUUAUUACAAAAGGACUUCCAAAUUGGUGAUAUAAUAGCUAAUGGAGCUUUUGGCAAAGUUUACAAAGUGAUAAAGUGUGCCGAUGAUAAGGAAUAUGCAUUGAAAGUUCUUAGUAAAGCUCAGGUAGUACAUGAAAAUGCUGUGCGUCAAGUGAAAGAAGAAGCUAAAAUUCAAACAGUUUGUGGGCAUCAUUCCUUCAUUGCACGUGCUAUCUCCCGCUGGCAGACCAAGAAAAGACUUUAUAUUGUUUCAGAAUACAUUCCUGGUGGCGAGCUGUUGACAUUACUAGAUAACCACGGCAAGUUACCUGUGGAGCUGGUGAAGAUUUUUGUUGCAGAGAUAGCGAUCGCUAUAGAUUUCCUUCACAACGCCGGAGUGAUAUACCGCGAUUUGAAGCCAGAGAAUAUCCUACUGGACGCCGGCUGCCACAUCCAGCUGAUCGACUUCGGUCUGUCCAAGUGGCUAUCCGUCGGCUCGCGAACCACCACCCUCUGUGGAACGCUGAAAUACAUGGUUUCGGGGCGUAGAAGGAAAGGAGGUUCGGAGAGUGAUUAUGUCAGUGUUAGUGAAAAGGGGUGCGGUUCAGUGAGUGGCACUAUGAACGCGCGCACCAUCGCCUUCGAACUGGCCAUGGAGGGCCGUCAGGUGGACGAAGUGGUCGCCAGCAUAUUCCAUACGGUACUCUUCCAUCGCUCCAGCGGCAAGUUUACCUACAACAACGAAGAAAGCUACUCCAUCCGCACCGUCAGCUAUGUGGAUGUGGACUGCGACUUCAUCGACUUUACUUAUGUCUGUUGCGAGUCGGAAGCCCUGGGGCGAGACGUUAAACGGGAGAUCUCUGACUUUUCGGAGCUCCUGCGCGCAGUCGACGGCACCUCUUCCCCGCCUCGAGGGUCGAUAAGUCUCGAGUUCUUCCAGAAGAGGCGCGCCCGUUGGCCCUUCCAACCGGAAUGCGUCCCUUGGGAAGUGUGGACUGUUUACUGCGAGCUCACAGAACGCAGUGAACACGAUAUGCACAGCAAACACGAGAGCGUAGUUGAGAUGCUUCAAGACAAAAUUGUCUUCAUAACGGAGAUCAUUAACCGCCACGAGUACGUGCCCAAGAUGCCGAGCCGCUCUGACGCCGAUUUGGUCUUCGACACUUCGUAUUCGGAUAUCCAGCCGUACCUUUUCAAGAUACAUUACAAUUUGUCCGGUGCCCCGCCAGUAUCUCACAUCAACACCGUACGAAAACUGAUACGCGAUACGCUGGCGUUGUGA
Chilo suppressalis (striped riceborer) is the source of this 1401-nucleotide messenger RNA. The record is from the annotation of a GenBank genome assembly. Lineage: Eukaryota; Metazoa; Arthropoda; Insecta; Lepidoptera; Crambidae.